UUUAUAACUAUCAUAAGCUUAGCAUUCCGAUAAAAAUCUGAAGCCUCAGGUAUCAAGGCUCUGGGCAAUCAACUGAUGAUUCGGAGUCCAGGCUUGUCAAUAAAAUAAGCCACAGAGCAAGAUGCUCGAGUCUGGUAUUUGAAUGGAGUUUAUACUGAAUUGAUAGGAUUAAAUUCAGUUGAUCGGACAUUCAAGCUGGCGGACCCUUUGCUCAGAAGCAAAGCAUACACUUGAUUAUCAUUUAAGUUCUCCUCAUUAAAGUAUGUUUUUUGAGACCAAGCAUCUGAUUUACUAUAAUGAAAUCAUAAGGUAUACCAAGAAAAAUUCAAUUUGUUUUUAUCCUUGAAGAUGAAGAGAGCAAAGACCAACGAUGAAGAUCUUAUUGUUAUAAAAAAUUAAUUGCAACAUUUUAGACUUCCUCAGCUUGUUAAAACUCAAAUUUAUAAGAUGCCUAAAUGAAGAAAUUAUUGGCGAAUUGUAGCAAGCUACCAUUUCCCUUAUCAAUUGAAAAUUUCAAGAACCAAAUUAAAUCAAUCGAAAUGGAUCUAGAGGUCCUCACAAAACCUAUAACGAUGGGCGGCCAUAAGCAUGGAACUAAUAUAUAUGAAGAUAUUCACAGUCUUAAUUAUACUGCUUAUGUUAAGAGGUCCAAUUAUCAAGAAGCGGAGAGGUUUGAAAUAAAGAAAUUUAAAAUUUAAGACAUUUAUCAAAUUAUUCAUCCCUGAAAUCAUCUUCUCAGUUGUCUAAAUAUUAUGUGUCUCAGAUUGCAGGAUGUAGCUUAUUUAAGAAUUCUUAAGAGAAAACUAUAAAAUUAUUUUUAACAUGGACCAACAUAUCCUUUCGAAUUUUAGAAGCCAAAGUUACUUGCCCAGAUGGGGAUAUAGAGGCUUGGUUUUUCAAUUACAAAAGACUUACUGUCUUUGUGCAUCACCUGGUGCAAGCUUGAUGGGCUUAGAUGACUAUUGUACGAUUCCUGACCAUCUCUUAUCUUCAACUCUAGUGGUUAUCAAGAUUCACUCUGAAAACAAUAAUCAAGCACAAUUUAAGAAGAACUUAUUGCUGAGUACUCAACCAUCCGAGGAGGAAUCAUCAGCUCAAAAAGAAGAGCCUCACCUUUCUCUCCAAACAGAGAAUAUUCAAGACCAAGGUAAAGAGAUUGACAUCAAGGAUACUGACAACAAGGAGAGAGCAAUAUCAACAAGAAGAAGACGCUGUUCCAGAUUUAACAUCAGAGCCAGGCUAUUCAGACUGAGAAAUCGUCUUCUCAAGGACCUUUCAAUGUUGUUCAAGUCCACGAUUAAGAAGGAAAGAUCACCUGAAGAUGCAUCUCAGAGAAGGAGGUCUCGCUUCAUCGGAGUUUCCAGAAAUAGCUCUAACUGGCAAGCCCUCAUCAAUGUGAAGAAUACCAAAAGAUACAUCGGAACGUUUGGAGAUGAACUAGAAGCCGCCAAGACAUAUGAUAUAUACGCUGUUGCAUUGAGAAGAGAUAAAGCUCUUCUUAACUUUGAUUACACUGCUCAAGAGGUCAUAUCAGCCAUUGACCACUUCCUUGAAUACGGAAGUAUCAAUAUUAACGAUUAA
Moneuplotes crassus is the source of this 1581-nucleotide messenger RNA. The record is from the annotation of a GenBank genome assembly. Lineage: Eukaryota; Ciliophora; Spirotrichea; Euplotida; Euplotidae.